Molecule: messenger RNA, 2582 nt
Organism: Gymnodraco acuticeps
Lineage: Eukaryota; Metazoa; Chordata; Actinopteri; Perciformes; Bathydraconidae
Product: transmembrane protein 269-like
Source: RefSeq, a predicted model, not a curated record
GCAAACAGAUGAAUGUUAUGGAUGUUCUUUCAAGAGUUCAGGUGUUGAACAGUCUUAUAGCCUGUGGGAUGAAACACAUUUCUGGAAUUGUUUAUAUCUAACACUGUCGCAUUUGUCUAUGUUGCGUUCAGGUGCAAAGCUGGAUGAUUUUGCCGACUUCACGACGUUCGGCAUCGCCACCUCUCUACUGCUGAGGACCACAGACCUGAUGGACAACAUCCUGUGUGUCUGCUACGUGCUUUCAGUGUUCGUCCGCCUCUGUUUCUACACCAGUGGAGUCCCCUUCAUGUACCGUGGUCUCCCCUGCAUCUACUCCUCUGGGAUCCUGGCCAGCGCCUCCCUGCUGUCGGGGGGGAACCUCCCGAUGCUGCGCAUCAUCGCUGUGGCCAUGAUCCUCUUCAUGAUCAGCCAGAGCUUCUACCCUCACGACCGCGUGCUCGAGUCCCAGGCCUGGAAGAAGGCAGUGUACGCUGGAGGAGUCGCCAUGGUGUUCUGCUCUUCCUUCCCCCCCGCAUGUGUGUACUACCUGUUGUGGUCAGUCUCCUACAUUUUGUUUCCAACAUCCCUCUGGAGCAACAAGGUGUAAAACGGGUCUGGCUUUGUCCACAAAAAAAAAAAAAACCCGAAUUCUGUAGGUUACCCUCGGGCCGUCCGGGUGAAGACGAGGACGAAGAGGAGCUACACGCCUGCUGCUAAACACAGGAUAAAAGAAGAAAUUAUUUCAAACGCACACAUUUAUAAUGUCUGCCUCUAAUUUGGUUUAUAAAAUGUUUAAUUGUGAAAUGACGCAGGACUAUGAUCUUGUGUUAAUGAGUAACUGUUCCAGUGCUACGGUAUGUAGGUCAGGCCUUUUUAUUAUGAAUAUAAAUCCGAUUCCUUUUCCUGGUUUAUCUUUAACAGACAGCACUACGACUAGUAGGGACGCAACUCUAUCUAUAUAUCCAUUUAUCUGCCGGUUAUUUUCUCCAGGUCGGGCUUUAAAAUGUCCUGAAAUCAGUCCUUAAGACAAAAGAUAUCACUUUAAAUACAAUAAAUCAGACAAGCUUCAUAUCUGAGAGGCUGGAAGCAGCUUCUUUAGACGUCUUUUCAUGCAAACAGUUACACGAUUAAAAUAUCUGGCUAUUGUUUUCUGUGGAUGGCAUAAUGCGGUCUAAUGAGCAGUCCUGCGUUCACGGACUGUCUUUGAAUGCAUCAGGGUUUGAGGUGUCAUAGCAUUCAGGUCAGGAUGUUUGUCUCCUUUUUAAAAAAGAUCCACCUUUCCCAGUUGGUGCACUGGUUUCAAAUCCAGUGACUGAAAACACGUGUCUCGUUAUUAGAGUUAGCAGGUUUUACUUUAUUUUUAAUUGAAAAUCCACUGACUUCUUCUUUAUGGUUUUUAUCAAGUUGUGGCUCUGUCCAAGAAAUAAUGUUUAGAUUUAGUUUGGUCUUUGCGUGCCUCUGUUUUAGGAGGCGUUGCAGUUUAAAGGCGACUCCACACUGGACUCUAAACCCUUGAAGCAGCCGCAGCAUUCGGCCGGCUCUCCAGUGUGGAUUUGUUAUUAAAGAGCGACGACACGCAGCUGUAAAUCGCGCAGAGCGUCAGCGUGUCGUCGCUCUUUAACUCGGCCAGUAUUCAGUCUGAGGGACUUGUUUUGUAGACUGCGUUUCACCGUGUGUGUGUUUGUGCCGCUCUAAAUCCUGUGUGACACGUGUGGAGAUCACACCGUAUACCCACGACUGUAUUUAAAGCUUUUAAUCAAGGGGUGGAUCACCGUUUAAAGAGGCCCUAUAUUCUGCUUUUUGAGGGGGGGCUUCCUGUAGUUUCUCUCCUACACACUUCCAGAGCAUAGUGACAUCACUAUAGCGCUCCGACACAUUGAUAGGCUGAGGGCGCGGGACAUCUCUAAGCUGGUUGACCAAUCACAACAAAGCCAGCCAGCUAACCAAUCAGAGCGGACUGGGCUCUGGCUUUUUUUCUGAAAAUGUUAGAAUUUUUUUGUUAUUUUUUUCAGGAAAUCUCAAAAUGUGACGUUGUUAAAAUCCUAAAGUAUAACUUUUUCCUCCAACACAUUGUACGUGCUAGGGUUAGGGGGCGGGACAUCUCUAAGUGGUUGAUGAAUCACAACCCAGCUCUGGUUUCAGACGGGGUGAGAACAGGCAGUAUGAGAAACAUACAUUGAGCAUUAAAGCACGGAGACACUAAUAUCAACCCUUUAAAGGAACAGAAUUGGGCCUCUUUAAGUUCACUGAUUUGAAAGCAACAUCAGAACAAGACGAGCUCAUUUUAAACUCAAUGAGCUGGAGUUUUUCUGAUGUGAAGAACACGCCUCCUCUGGUUCUGAUGUUGCCGUGGUUCCUGUCUAACUUUUAGUACCCGGAGAGGCGUUCAAAGACACGUUCCUCUCCGGGACAUUCAGCUUUCCUGUGUGGGUGUUUUGGUUUCAGACUGUGAGGUGUUUGCAUGCUGAGCGCUGCACACGUUCAGCAACUCUACUUUGCCCCAUCAUGAUGAAAAAAAAAAAGGUCUUUAUGAAAAAUGAAAUCUGUGCUUUUACUUUCACUGUCUGUACAUUUUUUUGACAAUAAAGAGGAAAUGAAAUGAC